This is a messenger RNA of Neurospora tetraspora, 1648 nucleotides long. RefSeq names its product malate dehydrogenase mitochondrial precursor. Gene Ontology annotation, molecular function: L-malate dehydrogenase (NAD+) activity. Gene Ontology annotation, biological process: tricarboxylic acid cycle; malate metabolic process. Gene Ontology annotation, cellular component: mitochondrion; cytoplasm. The transcript has 2 exons. Lineage: Eukaryota; Fungi; Ascomycota; Sordariomycetes; Sordariales; Sordariaceae. The record is from RefSeq and is a predicted model, not a curated record. Bases 177 to 1187 code for a protein of 336 amino acids.
CCCAGCCGACCAUUCCGAAAUGUUGACCGGCUGCGCUAAGCCGGAUUGGGCGGGCCAGGAACGAGACAAUUCGUUGCACAGCUUCAUCAACAUUUCGCGCGCGCCGAGCUUCCAACUUUUGCUCCUUUCUCUCUUCUCUCCCAACCGUCGUUACACAUCCCGUCACGAUAGCAACCAUGUUCGCCGCUUCCAGAAUCCAGACCCGUGCCUUCUCGGCCUCUGCCCGCCAGCUCUCCAAGGUCGCCGUCCUUGGUGCCGCCGGCGGCAUUGGCCAGCCCCUCUCCCUCCUCCUCAAGCUCAACCCCAGAGUCACCGAGCUCGCCCUCUACGAUAUCCGUGGCGCCCCCGGUGUCGGUGCUGAUCUCUCCCACAUCAACACCAAGAGCAACGUCAAGGGCUACGAGCCCACCGCCUCCGGCCUCGCCGAGGCCCUCAAGGGCUCCGAGAUCGUCCUCAUCCCCGCCGGUGUCCCCCGCAAGCCCGGCAUGACCCGCGACGACCUCUUCAACACCAACGCCUCCAUCGUCCGCGACCUCGCCAAGGCCUGCGCCGAGUCGUGCCCCGACGCCAACAUCCUCGUCAUCUCCAACCCCGUCAACUCCACCGUCCCCAUCGUCUCCGAGAUCUUCAAGAAGGCCGGCGUCUACAACCCCAAGCGCCUCUUCGGCGUCACCACCCUCGACGUCGUCCGCGCCUCCCGCUUCGUUGCCGAGAUCAAGGGCACCGACCCCAAGGACGAGAACAUCACCGUCGUCGGCGGCCACUCCGGCGUCACCAUCGUCCCCCUCUUCUCCCAGAGCAACCACCCCGAGCUCUCCAAGAACGAGCAGCUCAUCCACCGCGUCCAGUUCGGCGGUGACGAGGUCGUCAAGGCCAAGGACGGUGCCGGUUCCGCCACCCUCUCCAUGGCCAUGGCCGGUGCCCGCAUGGCCGAGUCCCUCCUCCGCGCCUCCCAGGGCGAGAAGGGCGUCAUCGAGCCCACCUUUGUCGACUCCCCUCUCUACAAGGACCAGGGCAUCGACUUCUUCUCCUCCAAGGUCGAGCUCGGCCCCAACGGUGUCGAGAAGAUCCACCCCGUCGGCCCCGUCGAUGAGGUCGAGCAGAAGCUCCUCGAUGCUUGCCUUGUUGACCUCAAGAAGAACAUCCAGAAGGGCAAGGACUUCGUCGCUGCCAACCCUGGCAAAUAAGUGUAUUUCUCUACUAGCCUAGAGGAGUGUUACUGAAGCGAGCGCGCACUUUUUCUUACGUCCCUAUGGUCAUGCCAAUCUUCAAAAGCUCUACUACGUACGACAUUCACAUGCGUGAAACACAGCAAUUGGGUUGUCUGCGUGGGAACGGGUUAGCAUAACUGGUGGAGAUGGAUGAGAAAGUGCCAUCGUUGUUUCAUCGGACAUGACGGAAAUGGGUGGAGUUAGUUUCAACCAGGACAAAUUCGCGGCCAUGACGGAAGUAAGUGGAGUUGGGAAAUGUACUUGUGCUAUUAUCGAUAUCCAUACCGGGGUUUUCUCGGUCGGACUCCUCUUUACAUAACGGCUCUGCUGGUUUACAAAAAAAGUUAAUGGCUUGGUUGAAGUUUCGUCUGCCUAAAAAAAGAAAAGCAAUAAUGUAUAACUAUCAUGACCUUGAAUGAACGUUCUGUUUGGUGCCG